Pangasianodon hypophthalmus (striped catfish) is the source of this 2823-nucleotide messenger RNA. RefSeq names its product syntabulin (syntaxin-interacting) (gene sybu). Gene Ontology annotation, biological process: synapse maturation; axonal transport of mitochondrion. Gene Ontology annotation, cellular component: vesicle; cytoplasmic microtubule. The transcript has 8 exons. The record is from RefSeq and is a predicted model, not a curated record. Bases 288 to 2294 code for a protein of 668 amino acids. NCBI's taxonomy places the organism in Eukaryota, Metazoa, Chordata, Actinopteri, Siluriformes, Pangasiidae.
GCAGGCUGGCGUAGCUGGGAGUCGGGUACUUCCCAGGGAUUUUGCCCAUCUAUAACGAAAGUCACCACUUCGUGACGCGAAAGCGUGUGAGGAACAGCACAAGGUGGGACAAAAGAACGCUACCGACACACACGCAUACAGACGCGCGCGCGCACACACGCACACACACGCAUACACACACACACACACACUCGCAUACUGCUUUCCUGGGCUGUGUAUCAUCACUCUGAAAGAAGAAGACGCCUCUCCUAAGGACUAGACCUAAAGUGUGUUUUUACUCAAGCAGGAUGGGGCCAUUCCAGGAUUACAAAGUGAAGAAGUCGUUUGGAAAGGACAGCACUCGUAGCCGCAUCCCCCGUCUCAUGCUUCAACCUUUUCAUCCCAAGGAUUCGCAGAUUUCUCAGUUUCCAUUGUCUGAGGAUGAAAGCAAAGACUGCGACAUCAGCAGAAAACAGAGCAGAACCAUCAGUCCUAACAGCUUCUCAUCAGUGUUGACGUGUGCUCGCCUGGUUUCAGAUGACACUGGAUGUCCAAGCAGUCAGUGUCCAUCUCCAGCUAAAAUCAGAUCUGGCUCAGACAACAGCUCUCUGGGGUCACCCAUACCAGUGAAGAGCAAGGCCAAGGUCAAGAGGGUCAGAGUCAAUGUGGUGGCUGAGUGUAACGGCAUUACACAGAAGCACAACAGGGAGCAGCAGCAACCCGCUAUUCUGCACAGAGGCAGUGAGGCUGACUUCAGCUCUUCCAGCAGCACUGGAAGCUUCAAGAGCCGUGGAACUAUGGCCAACAGCUCCACUGGGAAAAAGAGCAGCCUUUCACACAGUCGCGUGCCGCACAUCAGAAGCCAGCCCGUGUUUAAACCUCCAGGAAGCCCUACUGCUCCCUGUGAUGCAGAACUGUAUGCCCCCUACAGAACGCCCCCCAAAAAACCCCUUUCCUCAUGCAUCAGCAACAAUUCUAACCCCACUGUCAGAACCACUCCAGGGAGCUACCGUUCAUGUGGUGACAAUCAUGGCAUCAGACCACCCAAUCCAGAGCAAUACCUGACCCCUCUACAACAAAAAGAGGUGACAAUCCGGCACUUGAGGACCAAGCUCAGGGAUUCUGAGCAAACCGUCUCUGAUCGGGAGUCUGAAAUUCAGGAGUUGAAGUCCCAGCUGGGCCGGAUGCGUGAGGACUGGAUCGAGGAAGAGUGUCACCGUGUGGAGGCACAGCUAGCUCUCAAGGAGGCACGUAAGGAGAUAAAACAGCUACGGCAAGUAGUUGAGACCAUGAAGAACAGUCUGAUGGAGAAGGAUAAAGGCAUUCAGAAGUAUUUCAUUGAUAUCAACAUCCAGAACAGGAAGCUGGAAUCCUUACUGCAUAGCAUGGAACUGGCGCAAAGUGGUGCCAACCUGCAUGACGAGCCCACACUGGACUUCAUAUGUGACUCUCCAGAAAAGCCCUCUGAAGGGAAGGAGAAAGAAGAGCUGCAGGUUCAGGAUCAGGCAGAGAAAGAGAUGGCAGACAGUGGGUUACUGGUUAAUGAUGAGAUGGCCAACCAGAUGGACAUGCUAGAGCAGGUUCUCAUGUCUACAGCUGUGGACUACAGCCAAGAUGGUAGUGGCAAACUCAUGAGCCACCCGGGAGUGUCCUCUCUGAUACAGUGUGCUGCUGAGGACAGUGUGAAGAGCUCUAAAGAUCAAAUCCACAGUCAAAUCACUGCUGAUGAGCAACAUACUUCUGGUGAAAAGGCAGUCCAAACAGAUGAGACCUUCUAUAAUCCUGAUCUCCAAGCCUUGCUUUUACAUCUGCUGAAGCUUCAAAACACUGGGCUGUCUUCAAAUGUUUUCCAAAAGUUACCCAAAGCACAGGAAUCCAACAUACCCCAAGCAGAGGAACCAAUCAAAGACAAAUUGUUGUCUCAAGCUCAGAAUCCCAACCUGAUGGAGGGGAUGGACCACAUUCCCUAUAAUCCUGCACUUUCUACAUUGCUAAUUCCACAGGACCCUGGUGGUUCAACCCAGAGUUCAGAACCUGAAGUGGAUCCAGGGUUCAUGGAAGAGCUGGACUUUGGCAUGAAGGAUACUUGCAGCAGUGUUAAUACAGCUGUGGUGGGGAAAAGCCACUGGAGCAACAGCUUCUUGGUUGAUCUGGUUGCUGUGGCAGCACCUGUUCUUCCUACGGUGGCCUGGCUGUACUCUCAGCACAAUGCAAUUGAUGGGGCACCAGUGUACAACAUUGCAGCUUUAAUCCGUGGCUGUUGCAUUAUGGGAUUGCACUCUCUUCGCCUUGUCACCUAUGGGCCACACGUGUGAUGGUCUUUCACCUUUAGGCACAGCUAACAAGAGCACUUAAUAGAUUUAAAGAAGUUUGUUUUGUGUAUGUGUGUAUAAUCGGUACAUUUUUAUUUUUAGUUCUGCCACUUUGCACUGUGUAUAGUUGCCAUAAUUGUACGGCAAGUUAACUUGAAUGGAUUUAUCUUUGUCUUGUUUAUUUCGCACAAGUUGUAUUGCUCAUUGCCCUGAUGUGAUCAUCUGGGUAGGUGAUCAUGUUAUUGUACUGUCUUUUGCCAGCUAGUCCAUUUCUUGUGUGUAGAAAUGGCAUUAACUGUUGGUGAUAAUGUUCUUGUUCCCAAAGGAGUAGCCCCUCAGCCAAAGCUUGUUCUGUAUUUGUUUUUGUGAAUUUGUCUCCAGCAGUGGAGCAUUUUACAUGUUUCUCUUUGUGACCUUGCCGACUCCCUAAACAGUCAAUGCUACAGUACCUAUGACCCUUUCGUGCCUGAGCAAUGUGCAAUAUUUAUUUGUAUUAGACAUGUUAAAUAUUUAUUAAAGCAUGAUUAUCCCA